AUGGGAGCUGCCCACCGGGGCAUGGAUAGAGCCCGUGAAGGUGAGCAAGGCAAUGAGGAAGCCAGAGGUGUUGGCGAGGCUAUCUUCGAUGCUCCUAUUCCCGAGGAGGAGGAAGAAGAUGAUGCGGCAUCAUCUCCUGGUUACACUGGAGCAUCUCCUGCCGCCCCUCUGUCAACACCUGUUAUCGUCCCAUUAGCUGGUCCGUCGACUAUCACACCCCCUUUUAUGUGGCAGCAACUCCCAGGGUUUCCAGUAGCAGCAGCAGCACCACCACCAUCUAGUGGUCCGCUUCAAGCUAUGGCAAUAACGCCUGAUCCCUGGAUUCCGAAUGCCGAGUAUCCUCUCCCAUAUGGACGACUGCAAGCACAUGGGGAGCUGCGACGCCAGUGGAUAGAUGACCCCGCAGCGCCAAACUGCCCUAUUAACCCAUCAACACUGACAAUCCAACAGGUGGAGGCGAAUUUUCCUUAUGUGCUACCACCUAGAUGUAAUGUUAUGUGUGAGGAUUUCGUGGACCAGGCAAAAGAUCUUGGAAUAGCGCCGGGCCCAGUAUACUGGUCACUUCAGAUUCGAGCCCCCAACUUUAUUUGGAUUGGAGAUACUGGUCCAGGUGUGAUUGUUAUAUGUGCCAUUCGUCGUACUAGAAACUCGAAUGCUUACCAGAUUUCUGAAUUAACACAGGCCCUUUAUACCCGGAACUUCAACAUGAAUACUUUGCGACAUGUUUUUGUUCAACAGGUUGUAAAUGCUGAGACAAAUCCCUUCGUGAGGAGGGGAUUAUAUACCGGGAAUACUCGGCCUGGACUCACAUGGCCGAAACAAAAGCCUGAGACCUGGGAUUAUGAUACCCCGGAAUAUGACGGCCUCUUAGGCUCUCGUAUUGGGAAACUCAUCGCAUACUUGGUCUUGGGUGCAUUUCCCGGGGCACUCGUCGCAUUACUCGGAUCGUUACAUGGACAGCCGACCUUCUGA
This is a messenger RNA of Penicillium cosmopolitanum, 972 nucleotides long. RefSeq lists its product as uncharacterized. The transcript has 2 exons. Lineage: Eukaryota; Fungi; Ascomycota; Eurotiomycetes; Eurotiales; Aspergillaceae. The record is from RefSeq and is a predicted model, not a curated record. Bases 1 to 972 code for a protein of 323 amino acids.